This is a messenger RNA of Danio aesculapii, 1893 nucleotides long. RefSeq names its product HEPACAM family member 2 (gene hepacam2). NCBI's taxonomy places the organism in Eukaryota, Metazoa, Chordata, Actinopteri, Cypriniformes, Danionidae. The record is from RefSeq and is a predicted model, not a curated record.
ACAGCUUCUACAGAUUAUAUAGCUCAAAUGGAAUGUGUUGAAGUCACCAUGAUCCUGCUGAUAUGCAGCUUAUUUGUCAUCAUACCUGGCACCGACUCUGAAUACAUUCAGCUUCAGCCCACGCAGCAUGGCAGAAAAGGGGACUCUAUGGUGCUCAGAGUUGAGACUCAUUUUAAUGUCAAGGAUGUGCCGUUCCAGGGAUCCUGGUUCAAGACCAAGCCCAAAGUCACUCCUUUGGUCACUUUCCGGUUUUCUCCCAGUACAACCAGUUCCAUCCCCAAUCUGCUAGUGAAGAACAUCACGAUGCAGGAACUGCCUGAUGUUUCACUGAAGUUUGUGGAUCUGGACGAAGACACAGAGGGGGAAUACGAGCUGCAGAUCAACAUCGUUUUUAAUGAAAACGCUCCUCCAGUUUCUGUCACUAAAACAGUGACGGUUACAGUAAGCGUACCGGUCUCCACUCCUGUUAUCAGUAAAACUCCAGAAUCUGAACUUGUAGAAGACCGGGACAACGUAACACUGACUUGCUCUGCUCAACACGGCACGAAGAUACAGUACAAAUGGCUAAAGGACAACAUGUUGGUUGGUCCAAGCGAACGGCACACAUUCUCUGAAGAUAACGGGAUGCUUUUCAUAAACCCCGUCAGGAAAGAAGACAUGGGGCAGUACGUUUGUGAGGCUCAUAACCAGAUCAGCAGAGCACAAAGCCAACGGUCUGAUCUCAGCGUGUUCUAUGGGCCUUAUAACCUGGCAGUCAAUUGUGACCAAGCUCUGAAAACGGAAGGGGUUUUUACGGUAAACCCAGGGGAAAUGGCGUUUUUUGAGUGUAAUGCGGACUCGAAUCCUCCAAACACCUUCAUUUGGAUAUCGAAAACGGAGAAUGGGACUGAGAUUGUCAUGACGGGGCCGCGAUUUGGGGUGAAGACGUAUGAGUUGCCACAGGGAAAAGAGUUCUUGUGCAGAGCUUUCAAUAACGCAACAAAGAAGCAGGACGAGACCAAGUUCACACUGGUGGUGGCCAGACUGGACAGAGGAAAAGCAAAAUUUCUCCAGGAAGGGAGCGCAGUGUCUUCGCUGGCGUUAGUUACGGUCACUUCUGUGCUCAUCAUCGUGUGUAUGAUGUUUGUGCUGCUGAGGAAGAGCUGCCAUCCCAAAAGAGUUGUGAAGAAUUUCUGCAGGCGGACGAUGACGGAGCAGAGAGGACUUCACCGCUCUGGUCACGAGAGUGCAACCGAGGACUUUGGAAUCUAUGAAUUUGUCUCUGUAGGUGAAAUGGAGUCAACACAGGCAUCCUGCAGGUCUUUGGCACGGCUGGAUUCAGUCAGAGAUUUGCAUACCACCAUCUAUGAUGUCAUCAGACAUGUGCCUGAAACGCCAACACUGAGCCUUUUGAAAUGAGAGCCGGAUGCUCACGUGCGCUCAGAUGAAAGAUUCUUCUCACUACAGGCACACAUUCAAGCACUUCUUUUGUUUUACAAUGAUUCCUUUUUGUACUUUUACAAAUCUUAAACUCCUGAAAAUCGUACAACUUGUGCUGCGCACUGAAGUUUUUAUAUGAUCUUAAAAAUAGUCACAUAUAUAAGAGAAUUAUGAGAUUUUUUUUCUGUAGCAAAAUGCUUAGAGUAUUUAUAUAAAUGCAGCCGCCAUCUAACGUUGUUGUUUUAGUGUCUUUUUCAAUGUAAAUAUGUGUUUUGUAAAAAAAAGAAUGUAUUUUUUGCACACUGCAGUGUAUUGCCAUAAUUCCCAUUACAUCUUAAAUGUCACAAUUCCUUUGCAUUUCACGGGUAGCAGCUUUUGAAUGUAAAGCAGACAUCUUCUGUCUGUUCUGUUGUUUAUGUCUGUCACCUGUUCAUAUUUUAACAAAGAUGAAUGAUCCAUAACUGCAAAAUAAAA